Molecule: messenger RNA, 3711 nt
Organism: Scophthalmus maximus (turbot)
Lineage: Eukaryota; Metazoa; Chordata; Actinopteri; Pleuronectiformes; Scophthalmidae
Gene: sntb1
Product: syntrophin, basic 1
Exons: 8
Coding region: 234-1883 (549 amino acids)
Cellular component (GO): intracellular anatomical structure; synapse; dystrophin-associated glycoprotein complex
Molecular function (GO): protein binding; structural molecule activity
Source: RefSeq, a predicted model, not a curated record
ACGACGAGGGGAGCAAACUCCACCCAGCGGAUAGGAUCUCCGGCAGGCGGAGCGGAGGGCAGCUUGCGCCCAAAGGGCUCGGGGCUGGUUGGUCGGGACGCCUGACAAGUCCCGCAGAAAACUUCUGAGGGACAAAGUCCAGCCUGCGCGCGAGGGCGACGGGGUGGAAGUCAAAUGAGUGGGAGCGUGCUGGGAAACUCGGGCGCGUCUCAUUUGAAAGAAAUGCUCCAAAGAUGGCGGUGGUGAUCGCGACGGGAGUCGCGGCUUCCUCCGGAGUGCCCAAAAGUGGACUUGUGGAGGUUCUGGUGCGCGAGCGGUGGCACAAAGUUUUGGCCAACUUGAGCGAGGAGGCGCUCACGUUGAGCUGCGAGGAGAGCGGCGCCGACGACGAUGUCAACUCCAACGGCGUCACCAGCGGGUCCUACCUGGACAACAACAACGCCAACUCCAACAACCGAGCCCAGGCUGUGCGCACCGCGUUCACGGACCUCCCGGAGCGAGUGCCCGAGGCGAUCGCCAACAGAAAGCGGUGCGUCAAGGUGACCAAGCAGGAGAUCGGGGGGCUCGGGAUCAGCAUCAAGGGGGGCAAGGAGAACAAAAUGCCCAUCCUCAUCAGCAAGAUAUUCAAGGGGCUCGCGGCCGACCAGACGCAGGCUCUGUACGUCGGGGACGCCAUCCUGUCCGUGAACGGCAUGAACCUGCGGGACGCGACGCACGACGAGGCGGUGCAGGCGCUCAAACGGGCCGGGAAGGAGGUGACCCUGGAAGUCAAGUACAUGCGGGAGGCCACGCCGUACGUGAAGAAGGGCUCCCCCGUGUCGGAGAUCGGCUGGGAAACCCCCCCUCCUGAGUCCCCGCGCAUCGGCAGCCCUCCCAUCUCCUCCUCCUCCUCCUCCUCCUCGUCGGACCCUCCGAGCUCCCCUACCCAGCCCUCCCUGUCGCUCCAGGGCGACAGAAGGUGCAUACCACUCAAGAUGUGUUGUGUAACCCGAGCCAUGACCACGCCGGACCCCGAGAACAGACAGCUGGAGCUGCACUCCCCUGACGCCAGGCACACUGUGGUGCUGCGCUGCCCCGACCAACCAUCUGCCCUGUCCUGGUUCUCUGCCAUGCACUCUGUCACAUCCACACUGGCACAGCGGGCACUGGCAGAGGUCAUCCAGAACACAGCCAGGGUCGGGGUUGGCUGCAAAGAGAUACGACACCUGGGAUGGCUGUCAGGGAAGACGGAGAGUGAGAAGCAGAGCUGGAGGCCGGUGCUGGUGGCAGUGACGGAGAAAGACCUGCUGCUCUACGACAGUCUACCCCGAGGCGCGGAGGCCUGGCAGGGUCCCGCACACGCGUAUCCACUUUUAGCAACACGCCUGGUCCACUCGGGUCCUGACCGGGGGUCCCCUCACUCUGGCACCGAGCUGUUCUUCGCCACGCGGACUGGCACACGACUCGGCAUCGAGACUCACCUCUUCCGGGCUGAGACGACCAAGGACCUGUCCCUGUGGACCAGACACAUAGUCAACGGAUGUCACGCCGCCGCUGAGAUGAUCAGAGAAGUGUCCACGAGUUGUCUGUACCGGGGUCGGGAGUGCAGGCUGGUGAUUCACUACGAACAGGGCUUCUCUGUGCUGGCUGACCCCAAACUGGCAGACGGGGAGAACGGGGAGGAGGGAGCAGCUCACACUCCCAGCCGGCCCACAGUGCUCCUCUCCUACCCCUACGAAAAAUUAAAGAUGUCCUCGGAUGACGGAGUUCGCAUGCUGUCCCUUGACUUUGGAGGGAAGGAGGGGGAGAUUCAACUGGACCUCCACUCUUGUCCGAAGCCCAUCGUCUUCAUCCUCCACUCCUUCCUGUCCGCUAAGAUCUCCCGCCUGGGUCUGGUGGCCUGACAGCCUCUCUAAAGGGACAUUUUCACCCUCCUUUUGAAAAACGUCCACCUUGUUCCUCCACCUGUCUGCAUCCCGCAUGCAGCGCACAAUGUUAAACUCCUACAGUCGGGGGCCCAAGCUGAGCGAAUGUAGCUUAUUUCUGGGAAAUUUUUUUCUUGGGUCCCCAACUCUGAAAUUGAAGAAACACUGGAGAAGCCAAUCCAGAUUGGUUUUGCAUUACUUUCUUUUUUUUUUCUUGUCUUUUUUGACAAACCCUCCCUUUAAGGGCUGCAAGGGCUUGCGUGUUGACUGAAGAACCACAGGAGAAAAAGAUGAUACCCAGACAGACGGAGAAGAUUGGGCAUUACUGUCACGUCCGGGAUCGGAAGGACUGGACAAGUGCAGCGGGGAGUUGACACGAGUUCACUUUUAAUUCAGUCACAAUGUAAUGGCAACCUGCCUUCCAUUUACCAUUCAUAUAAUUUAUUCACCAUUAGCUCCGAAAGGACUUGAAUUUCCCUUGUAAUUUUUCCUCCACAAACACUUUGGAGAGACAGUUGUCGCGCAUUUGUCUUUCUCAGCGUCCCCUGAGAUGUCUUGUCUCAGGGGACGCGGUGUCAGUAUUCAUCAUUGAAACCGGGGGCCACCAUCGGCGGCACACUUUCCCUCAAUGUGACAGCAGAUCUGAAUUCAAAUGGUCUCAGUAUUCUUCUAAAAGGCUGCCCGCGGUGACCAUCUGGUGGCGCUUCUGUGUUUGACUGAUUUGACAGCGAUGUCAGCUCUAAUGACUUCAAGUAAUGAAAAAAAUGGUUUCAGUUACUUGAGCUGUAAUUUACUCGAAUGUUCUAUUUCUCCUUUGUCACAUGUUAAUUGUCCGUCCCAUUUUAUCACUCAAAAAACAUGAGAAGCUCAUAUCCAACUGGUAAUUAGGUUGAGAAUAAUGCUGCUACGGCGAUUUGGUCCUCGACAUUGAGGAACCAGGUGGCAUUUAAUUUUUUUUUCUGUACAUGCAAUUUCAUUUUCCACAGAAAGACUACUAUUACAUAUAAAUGGAGGUUAUAUAUAAGGAUAUAUAUAUAUAUAUAUAUAUAUAUAUAUAUAUAUAUGAUUCAUUCAUUCUUAAUAGUGCUCAUUAAAUAUAACACAGACACAACAGGGUAGCUACUGUAUCAGUGUUCAUUUUUAGCUUUAGAAACAUCGGUCCAGAGUCGAAAAAGUCCAACACGCCACCCUGGUAUUAACCUUCUCACCUAAUCUAAUCUCAGUAAGGAAGCUAAUGUAUCAACUGAAAUCCUUCCAGUGACCUCUCUGAAUGGCUGACCAACUCUGACAAACCACAGUCAUGUUCUUCCCUCUUCCAGCAAAUAUCUGUCGUGAGCAAUUGCAGUAAAUCUUCAAUAUUCAUUUUGUAAACUGAAACUGAAUCAAAUGGUGCCACAAUCACUAAAUGAAGUAUUAUUUAUCUCUCAUCACGGAAAGGUAGCCAUCGUAGUAGUCUUCAAUCCACAUUUCGUCCUGCAGCAUCCGAUGUGGUUCAUCAUUUUAUUUCUUCAUUUUUAAUUUUGUUUAUGUUAUGCAGCAGACCAGAUCUGUAUACUUCACUGUGUCUGACGUGGCCUGCUGCCAGGGCUUUUACCUGUGCCUUCAGAUGACUGAGGAGAAAAAAGGAAAAAAUUGUGAAUUUUGGAAGAUAAUAAUGGAGAUUACAGGAUUAAAUGUGGAGUCGGAGCAACAGUGGGACUUCUAUGAUUGCUGCAUUGGUUAGGGCUCAAUCAGCCUCCUUCAUCAUAGCACACUUCCAGUGACCAUUCACUCACACACACACACACACACACACACACACACACAC